AUGCAUCGAUCAGGAACACUGGGAAGAGCUUUAAGAGAAGAGUGCAGCGACUAUGGAUGGACAACCGUUUGCCCAUCUGUUGUUGAUUGGCAACGUUUGUGUCAAACGAUUCAAAAUUAUAUCAAGAGAUUAAAUUUUGGAUAUCGAAAUUCCUUGCGUGCUGCAAAUGUUGAAGUGAGCUCUACUGCUUCAAUUGUUUGGGACAUGUUUCAACCAUUUCAGUAUAUCAACGCAUCUGCUUCAUUUCUAUCACCAACUCGAAUUCGAUAUUUUCAUAAAGAAGAAGAGAAAGUCAUCGAAGCGUCGCGAAUUGCAAUUGCUGUUGGGGGUCGACCAUCCAUUCCCACCAUUGAAGGUUCUCAGUUCUGUAUAACUUCUGAUGAUAUUUUCAGUCUAACUCAUCCACCUGGUCACACUCUAGUAGUCGGAGGUUCUUACGUUGCUCUCGAAACUGCAGGAUUUUUGAACGAUUUGGGUGUCAGUCAUUCAAAUAUUUGGACGCGCCUAUUUUCACUCUUUCUUCAGUUUCCAGUCAAACUCUGUCUUCGCUCGAUUCCACUUCGCGGGUUUGAUCGUCAAUGCGCUGAAAUGGUUCUUGAUCAUUUAAUUGCUGCUGGAGUUGAAGUAGUUAACGAUGAACCAAGUGCCAUCAUUAAACAAGAAGACGGGCUUUUACUUGCACGUCUCAAAAAUCAAAGUGAAAUUUCGAAUCUUAAUACAGUCAUCAUGUGCGUCGGACGAAAACCUGAAUUGUCCUCGCUGAAUCUUGAAGCACUUCCCCACGGCGGACCUCGUCGAACUGCUAAAGGAUUUCUUGAUGUUAAUGAAUUCGAAGAGACAUCGUUAGAGAGUGUUUAUGCUCUUGGGGAUGUGAUAGGACGCGCUGAACUGACUCCAGUUGCGAUCAAAGCAGGGGAGUUGUUGGCGAGACGACUUUUUGGUGAUUCGAAGCAAUGGAUGGACUACAGCAAUGUGCCAACGACAGUUUUCACUCCUAUCGAAUACGGGUGUGUUGGAGUUUCUCAAGAGAGAGCGGAGGAAGUGCACGGCAAGGAGAACAUCGAGAUUUAUGUGCAAGAGUUUGAUCCUAUUGAAUUAUCGUGCGUUGAGCGUCCUUCUCAUGAAAAUGUUAAGAUGAAGGAUUCUGGAAGACUCACCUGUUUGGCUAAGCUGAUUUGUUUGAAAGAUUCUUCAAAACUUCGUAUUAUUGGAGUCCAUUUUGUUGGUCCAGAUGCAGGAGAAGUGAUUCAAGGUCUUGCGCUUUCUGUUACACUUCGGGCUGAUAAAUCGGAUUUGGAUCGUUUGGUUGGAAUUCAUCCGACAAAUGCAGAAGUUUUUACACAAAUGGAAACGACCCUGCGAUCGGGAUUGCCCUAUAGAGUCUCUGGUGGUUGCGGGGGAGGAAAGUGCGGCUGA
Messenger RNA from Condylostylus longicornis, 1416 nucleotides. RefSeq names its product thioredoxin reductase-like. Bases 1 to 1416 code for a protein of 471 amino acids. Gene Ontology annotation, molecular function: glutathione-disulfide reductase (NADPH) activity; flavin adenine dinucleotide binding. Gene Ontology annotation, biological process: cellular response to oxidative stress; cell redox homeostasis; glutathione metabolic process. NCBI's taxonomy places the organism in Eukaryota, Metazoa, Arthropoda, Insecta, Diptera, Dolichopodidae. The record is from RefSeq and is a predicted model, not a curated record. Gene Ontology annotation, cellular component: cytosol; mitochondrion. The transcript has 8 exons.